Messenger RNA from Acanthochromis polyacanthus (spiny chromis), 5878 nucleotides. RefSeq names its product phosphodiesterase 11a, like (gene pde11al). The transcript is spliced from 20 exons. Gene Ontology annotation, biological process: signal transduction. Lineage: Eukaryota; Metazoa; Chordata; Actinopteri; Pomacentridae. Bases 419 to 3241 code for a protein of 940 amino acids. Gene Ontology annotation, molecular function: 3',5'-cyclic-nucleotide phosphodiesterase activity; protein binding. The record is from RefSeq and is a predicted model, not a curated record.
CACAAGGUCUCUGGUGGUAUACAAUAAAAGAGAGCGACUGAACAGGCUGCCCCUGCAUUUUUUUUUCAUUUUCCAGGGAGAAUAUAUAUAGGAGCCAUGCUUUUCUGCACCUCUGCAUACUAUUGAACAGAACCCCCCCCCCCCCCAGAGAGCAGCUCCAUCUCUGGUUUGACUGACAGCUGUAGCUCCUCUCUCAGGCGUCAUCACUUCGCUCUCAGAUAAAGUGGAUCUUGACCACUUCUGCUCCCAGUGGUUCAGGGAAGAGUGCGCAAUGGACUGGCUCCUGCUAGGGAUGAAGGAGCAACUGCUUUGAGGACAUCUCUUCUCUGAGAAGCUCGGCUGUAGUCGCCUCACCCUCUCAUCCACUCGCCUAAACUCUAGUUCCAUCACAUUUCAGAGUCUCCUUCCAGCUUUCACCAUGACUGCGUUCGACUUCUCGGAUAUAGAGGCGUUUCUGGACUGCCACCCGGACCUGUUCGAGGAGUACCUGGUUCGGAAAGCCAAGUGUGACCAGGUGAGCAGGUGGCUGAAGGAGCAUCAGCCGUCGAAAGUGUCCGCGGCGGAGGAGAAGCGCGGCGCCUCCACGGACCCGCUCUGGCCGACCAACGCCGACGGGCUCCGGCGCAGAUCGUCCCACAUGGAGCUGCGGCGGAACUUCGCCCGGUCCAAAGCCACCACCGCGCACCGCACCUACGACGAGCAUGUGAGCCUCAGCGAACACGAGUCCCAGUCCAGCAUGAGGCGCCGUGCGCUCCUGCGUAAAGCCAGCUCCCUGCCUCCGACCACGGCGCACAUCCUGAGCGCCCUGCUGGAGUCCCGGGUCAACGUGCCCCAGUACGCGUCCAGCGCCAUCGACUACAAGUACAGACUCAAAGAAACCAACGAGAGGGAGUUCUUCUUGGAGUUAGUGAAGGACAUCUCCAAUGAUCUGGACCUGACAAACCUGAGUUAUAAGAUCCUGAUCAACGUGUGUAUCCUGGUGGAUGCGGACAGGUGCUCGCUUUUCCUGGUUGAGGGACCCGCUCACAAGAGGACUCUGGUGUCCAAGUUCUUUGAUGUGCACUCCGGCACCACAGUCAGACCAUCAUCCAGCACCCUGAACUCCAAUGAGGUGCAGGUGCCAUGGGGGAAAGGCAUCAUAGGAUAUGUGGCAGAGCAUGGAGAGACCGUAAACAUCUCAAAUGCAUAUGAGGAUCACCGCUUCAGCGAUGAGAUUGACAAGUUAACCGGCUACAAGACUCAGUCCAUCCUCUGCAUGGCCAUCUGCAACAGUGAUGGAGAGGUUAUUGGUGUUGUCCAAGCGAUUAAUAAAAACCCAAUAGGCACCCCAUUUACUGAGGAUGAUGAGAAGGUGCUGCAGAUGUAUCUACCAUUCUGUGGAAUAUCGAUUUCUAAUGCCAAGUUAUUCUCAGAGUCCCGCAAGGAGUAUGAAAGGAGUCGGGCUUUGCUAGAGGUGGUCAAUGACCUGUUUGAGGAGCAGACCGACCUGGAGAAGAUUGUCAGGAAGAUCAUGCAGCGAGCGUUGACCUUACUACAGUGUGAACGCUGCUCUGUGCUUCUUCUGGAGGACAUCGACUCACCUGUUGUGAAGUUCUCCAAGACGUUUGAGCUCAUGUCUCCUUUGUGCAACAUUGACCGAGAUAUCAGCAUGGAGAAGUUGUCCUGCUCCGACUGGCUGAUCAAUAACAGCAUUGCUGAGCUGGUGGCUUCCACGGGACUGCCCGUUAACAUCAGCGACGUGUGUCAGGACCCACGCUUUGAUGCUGAGGCAGAUCAGGCCUCAGGAUUCCACAUCAGAUCAGUGUUGUGCGUCCCCAUCUGGAAUCGAACCCACCAGAUAAUCGGAGUCGCACAGAUUCUGAACCGUCUGGACAGAAAGACUUUCAAUGAUGCAGAUCAGAGACUCUUUGAGGCAUUUGUGAUAUUCUGUGGGCUUGGAAUCAACAACACUAUGAUGUACAAUCAAGUAAAGAAGACAUGGGCCAAACAGUCUGUAGCACUGGAUAUGUUGUCCUACCAUGCUACCUGCUCCAAGGUGGAAGUUGACAGACUUAAGGCUGCCAAGAUCCCCCUGAGCAGUGAGUUAGGCAUCGAUGAGUUUCACUUCAACGACUUCUCUCUGGACAAUGACGCAAUGAUCACCGCAUCGCUCAGGAUGUUUCUGGAACUUGGUGUCGUCCAAAAGUUUAAAAUAGACUAUGAGGUUUUGUGUCGCUGGCUUCUGACUGUGAGGAAGAACUAUCGAACUGUUGCAUAUCAUAACUGGAGACACGCUUUCAAUGUGUCGCAGUGCAUGUUCGUGAUGAUCACAACAGCCAGUUUCCAGGAUGUCCUGUCCGAGGCAGAGAUUCUGGCUCUGAUGGUCGGCUGUUUGUGCCAUGACUUGGACCAUCGAGGCACCAACAACGCGUUUCAAGCCAAGACAGGCUCCGCUCUGGCUCUGCUUUACGGAACAUCAGCCACUCUGGAGCAUCAUCACUUCAACCACGCAGUCAUGAUCCUGCAAAGUGAGGGUCACAAUAUCUUUGCAAACCUCUGCUCUAAGGAGUAUAGCAACAUGAUGCAACUAUUGAAGCAGGCUAUUCUCUCCACAGACCUUACUUUGCACUUUGAGCGCAGAACCAAAUUCUUUGAGUGUGUUCUGUCUGGAGAAUUCAGCUGGACAGAUGAAGGACACAGAGAAGUUCUCAGGUCUAUGCUGAUGACCGCUUGUGAUCUGGGCGCGGUCACUCGACCAUGGAAGAUAUCCAAACAGGUGGCAGAGCUGGUGACGAGUGAAUUCUUUGAACAAGGUGACAGAGAGAGGUCUGAGCUGAAGCUAACCCCAGCAGCCAUCUUUGACCGCAAUCGCAAAGACGAACUACCUGCCUUACAGCGAGAAUGGAUCGAUGGGAUCUGUAAACCUCUUUACCAGGCGCUGCUGAAGCUCAAUAGGAAAUUACAGCCAAUGGUGGACGGAAUAGAUGCCAAUCGACAGAAGUGGCAGGACCUCUGCUCGUCUUAUCAGCAGACACGUAGAGCCUCAGUGUCCAACCCGAGUGCUGAACCAGGUCAGAAUAUCGAGUUCAGUGAAGAUACAGAAACCAGUGAACGCCCCAAGACUGCAGCGACUGUGAAACUAGAUGAAAACAAAAAGUUAAAGUCUAAAUGCAGGCAGGAUCUAAAGUGGAGAUUAAACCAACAACCCUGCGAUGAUGAAGAAGCAUCAGCUGGUAUUGUCACACCUGCAGGAAAUAAAUAAAGCAAGCUCAGUGAUAAGGUUUACCCAUAAAACGGCACACAUGGGACUCUUCAAAUGUCCUGUGAUUUUCUUACACAUGCACUACCCGACACUAUCUGGGUAAAUGAAGUGCAGUUUUCAUCUGCAGCACAUAUUGCUUCUCCUAAGCAUCACUGUAUUAAACUCAGGGGUGGGAUUGAUUCCCCUCGGUCAACCUCGAAAGGGCAGUUUCCCUGUUUGUGUGUAUCUGAAAGCUGUUCAUCAAUGAGAUGAAUCAGAACCAGAGAGUUAUUAAAACCAAAGAGGGCCACUAAUUACUACAUUGUUUUUACUGGUAACUGUCCUAAAAUCACGAGCCCACAUUGGAAUGCCUUUACACAACAACAAGGAAUCACUGUGACACAUCUCGUAAAUUGCCAUUCUGAAUGUAGACUGGAGCAUGAUCUUGUUCCUGAAUGUUAUUUUCAGUGUUUAUAGGUUAACUGAGCUGCUUUACCAGCAGCUUGUUCUGUGCAUUGCAUGUAUAUAUCAUAUCAAAACUAUACAUUGCUACACUUUGAUUUAAAACUGUCAGAAAAGUGGUAAAUGUUCAUCAUUGUUGUACUGAUUCUGUAAAGAAGGUCACUGAUAAAAUCCAAGCUCCAUAGGCUGAUUUUGUGUUUGAGCGUGUUUACACAAAGGAAUAUAAAUGGUUUGAAACUGUGUUAUGAGUUUGAAACAAAUUUUUAGACAAGCAGAAUAGGUUUUUGUAACAUACUGUAACUCUUUGUGACUCACCCGAGUGAGACAAACGCAUGAAUGUGUGUCUGCAUUUGUGUGUUCUGUUCAAAGUCGGAUCCACUUUCUCUUUACAUGUGCCCACAUGUAACUCUUAACAGUUAUUUCCAGGUAGUCUGACUCACUGAACGUAGACUUCAGAUAUAAGUCUACCACUUCCUCCAUACAUUUCAUGCAGCUUUUUCCACCCCUUCUGUUAUCUGUAUGUAACAACUUUAAAAAAUGUCCUUAUCUACAGGAAACAACAGCAACUUCUGAGCAAGAACCUAUGUCAACUUUUACUGAUUAUUUUGAUCGCGCAAUAAGUUGCUGCGAGGUCCUUUUGCUGAAUCAGCCAUUUUAACAAUAGUGCUCACCUACAGCAGGCAAAUGUUCAACCAACACAAUCUCCCUGUCACUAUUUCGAGAGGACACAGCUGCUGCAUCUUGGGCCUAACUAAACCCAAGACAAAUGUAGUUGGUUCAAAGAAAUACAAACAAGCCAGAGCAUUGUCACCCUAUAGCAGAAUGCUAUUGAGGUGCAGUCAGACCAUUCUGCAGCACAGAACUAUAUGAGGGUGGUUGUAUUUCUUUUAACCAAUCAUAAUUGUUUGGGUGGGCUAACCCUAAGAUGCAGUGUUGGGGAAAUUGCUUUGGUGGAACAUUCACAUGCAGAGAGACACCAAGACACAAUGCAGACAUAAAAACAGAUGAUUCACUAAAAGAACCAAGCCGACUAAACUGCUAGGAGGUUGUUGUUGUUCCUUACAGUGGCAAAGGGAGUUUUGAAAACAGUGACACAGACAGCAGAAGGGAAGGAGAAAGCAGUAUGAAAUGUGCAGCAGAGAAGGCUAGCUUAUACCUAAACUCUACGUCCAGUGAGUGUGAGUACCAAGAAGCCAACAACAAGGCUUGUGAAAACCAGCCCAAAGAUCACUUCACAGAUAAAUUGUUUUAGCGAGGCUCCUUCGCAUGUUGGAGAGAAUUAAGGUGGCCCUGGCAAUGGUAAUUAUAACUUAUUUGCGAAUUUAGCAACACUAAUGUAUCACCUCACUGUCAUACAAACAAAUGUAAUGUGAUAACAGUGCUGUGUUACCCCAAGUUGCUAGGCAACCAUCUGGUUGUGGUUGAUGCACUUGCUGAGCAAAGUUAUGCUAAUUUUCCUGUUCACUGUGUCUAAACUUCACAAAGCAGCAUGAAAAACAUCCAUGAGUCCGUUUCACUCUGGGUCAGAAGGAAAACUUCUCAGAAAACUGAACUAUGCCUUUAGAAAAUUUCCGUAUUGUGUAUAUGUAAUAUGUAAAGAUACCUGGAUAGAGGUUUUAACAUUUUCGUAAAGCAGGAUGUGUACAUAUGUAUCCAUUUGUUUGCUGAUGCAUGACGAUUAAGUUGAAACUGCAUGCAUCAUGUUUGAUGUUGACACUGGAUGUUAUCUCGAUGCCUUUGACUGCCCUAUGAGAUUUGCUUUGCAUGAAAGUACUGUCGUUUCAAAAGUGUUGUUACGUAAGAAUAUUGCUACUGCACUGUUGUUGCUGAGAAAAGAAACAGAUUUCUAUUUUCGAUCACAGACUAUACCAAAAUUAUACAUUUAUUAUUUUUCAUACACCAGGCUCUAUAUUUAUAAUUCUCCCCUAAAAAUACAUUCUUAGAGAGGACAAGAAAGCACUUAAGUUCAGAUAAAAGUGGGAGGCAAGACUCCUCAUGGUAUUGUGAAUAAAAUGCUGGGGCAUUUGUUGUUAUGAAGUCAUGUAACAGUUAUUUUUCAGUGAUGGAGAAAGCAGAGGAUACCUAACAAAGCUGUGACAUAAAUAUACGGAUGCAGAAGGGAAAAGAUCCAUCAUGGUGUGAAUACACUGAACUGUCACAAAGUUAUCAAGAAAAUAAAUAAAAAACAUGAAUGAA